UCUUCAUCGAAAGUGCGCGAACUUCGAUUCGAAUCGCGGACCAAAGGAUAGACCAUUAUUGCACAAGAGCAACAAUCGGCAGAUUAUUCGAGUGUUUGGCCGGCGUAGUUCAGGGCCCGGUUUGAUAGUGUGGACUAAAAAAUGAGCGAAAAAACUUGAAUGGUGUCCAAUGACUUGCUUCGAGUGAAUUUGGAUAACUUAUUUAUGUGUGUGCGGUGAUACAAAUUAUAAUAUCAACGAAAAAAGAGUUAAACUGAUAUUGAUCGGAUAAAACGGAUAAUUUUGUGUUGAAGCUCCAUCAUAUCUGGAUUUAUUUAGAUGAGAGAGUGUAGUCAAGGACAGUAGCAGUUGUUGGCUACAUCUGAGGAUCGUAACAUAUCACGCUCGUGGGAGAGUGAGAGUGGAAAAGUUAAAGGGCUCCGCGAUGGUUGUGUGGGUACAUCUGUGCUGAUCGAUCCUGAAAGGCAGCCGGACGGAGGGAGACACUGGCGCCUUCCGCAGAUAUGACAUCGACGAAUAUCCUAAGGACGCUAGUCACAUCAGUCGUGCUCCUGGAACUACUUCUACCAGGACCACAGCGGCAUUAUGCCAACGCCGUUCACUUAGGAUCAUGUAACCUUACGUUGGGCAUGAUGUCUGGGGAUAUCCAGGAUACCGACAUCAGCUGUAGUUCGACCCAUAAUGCCGGCAGCGUUGGACCCGCCUUUGCCAGGUUAAAUCGCGAGAUCAACGGCGGGGCUUGGUGUCCUUCACAGCAGAUCUCCCCAGACACCUACGAGUGGCUUGAGAUUAAUCUUCGUGGUUACCACAUCGUGCGGGGAAUCGCUACUCAGGGUCGCUUCGGCAACGGCCAAGGCCGAGAAUAUGCCGAGGAAUACAUGAUUGAGUACUGGAGAGCCGGCAUAAACAAAUGGGUCCGGUAUACCAAUCGCAGCGGAAAGCAUAUUUUGGAAGGUAACGAGAAUACUUACACACCAGAAUUUCGCAGUCUCGACCCGUAUAUUAUCACCGAUCGUAUCCGAGUUGUGCCCUAUUCAAGAGAUAUCCGCACCGUAUGCAUGCGGAUCGAACUGUACGGCUGCAAAUGGACCCAGGGUAUCGUGUCGUACACCAUACCGAUGGGUGAACGAUUUAGUUCUACCGUCGACCUAUCCGACAAGACGUACGACGGAGGCCGAGAUGACAGUACUCUCCAUGACGGGCUCGGUCAAUUGACGGACGGCAUUGAAGGUGGCGAUAACUUCAAGGCCGAGUAUUCAAGUUCCCUCGGCCAGGGUUACGAAUGGGUAGGCUGGCGGAAUGACUCGCCCCACUCGAAUCCACUCGAAAUGGUGUUCGAGUUUGAUAGUAUUCGAAACUUCUCCGAAGCCUACUUCUACUGCAAUAAUCAGCACACUAAAGACGUAUCGUUGUUCAGUUCAGCCAAAUUUUGGUUUUCGAUUGGCGGCCGCUGGUACAUCGAGGAACCGUUGGUGUUCAAAAAUAUGCACAACCCUUUGCCAGAGAAAGCACGUAAUGUCACCAUUCGGUUACAUCACAAAAUCGGACGCUUCGUAAAGUUGCAUCUAUCGUAUAGAUCUGGCUGGAUCUUGCUGAGUGAAAUAGCAUUUAUCUCUCUACCGGCCGAGGGGAACUUUACUGAGGAAGAAGAACCUAUUGGACCGCCAGUUGUAUUCCCAACCGUAACUGAGGAUCCAAUGGCUCGUCACCACAUCGGUAUCUUGAUAGGCCUUCUGGCAGCAGUUAUAAUGUUGCUGAUUCUCGUCAUAUUCAUAAUUACUGUCCGACAUCGACAGCGCAAACACACGACGCCGCAUGCCAUCCUAAAACCCAUGGCUGGUACAGGUGAUAAUCGUGUUACCAUUAACAUGAAGGAUCUCGCACUUCAGUAUCAGCCUAAAUACGCGUUAAAUGGUAACAUAUACGGCCAAGUAAAUCUCGAUGAUCCCGACAAACUUCUCUACCAAGAACCAGCUGACUUCAAGACACCUAUCUACCCAGCUACGUACAGCAAUGUCGUUUUCCUAGCGGAUUCCUCGCGUGAGUACGCCGUGCCUCAGGACAUCACGACGCCCAGGAGCCCCAAAACACUUAACCGCAAUGCUUCACCACCGACGUUCGGCCGCCCUUUGGCUAAAAGCUCCCAGCCGCUUGUACACAGCCCAAGUGAACAGCAGCAACAACAGCAUUAUUACGCUGCCACCGAUGUGAUAGUCGCGAGUGUACCCAACAUUCAGGGAGUGAGUGGUAACACGGUCUACUCGGUACCCAGCCUCGAUUUGUCGACCAGUUCGGCAAACUCGUCCGGGGACGAUUCAGGUUCUGUAAGUAACUGCACACUACGAAACUCACCGCACCUAUCCACGACGACGCAAGUGCGCGAAGUCCCACGACAUCGAGUGCGGAUCCUCGAGAAGAUCGGUGAGGGUCAAUACGGCGAAGUCCACCUAGCCGAGACCGAAGGUAUUACUGAACUGGUAGACGUGCCAUCAACUUUUGGUAGCAAAUCGUUUGUGGCGAUAAAGUCUCUACGUAUGAACGCCAGCGAAUCUGCGCGUAAGGAGUUCUAUAAAGAAGUGAAGAUCCUUUCGCGCAUUCGCGAUCCAAACAUCUCACACAUCCUGGGCGUAUGCACCAGAGAUGAGCCCCUGUCGAUGAUCGUCGAGUAUUCUGAGCAUGGCGACCUCAACGAGUUCCUCAACGAGCACCUCCCUGACACGUUCGCUCCCACCGGUGCAACGAAAACGCUCAGUCAUGGGACGCUCAUCUUCAUCGCUACCCAGAUCGCCUCCGGUAUGAAGUACCUCGAGUCGCUCAACUUUGUGCAUCGUGACCUAGCCACGCGUAACUGUCUUGUAGGCGCCGGUUACACGGUCAAAAUCUGCGAUUUCGCCAUGAGUCGGUCCGAGUAUCAACAUGAUUACUAUCGCAUGCAGGGUGGCCGUAGCAUGCUGCCGGUUCGGUGGAUGUCAUGGGAAGCCAUCCUAUUCGGACGCUUUUCGACCAAAAGUGACGUAUGGGCGUUUGCCGUCACUCUGUGGGAGAUGUUGACAUUCGCGCGCCAAAAGCCGUUUACUAAUUGUACAGAUGACAUCGUCGUCGAAAAUGCGCGCCACCUGUAUAAUAUGGAUGGACGCGCUGUACAACUGAAUCAGCCACCUGACUGUGCUAAAGAGAUCUUCGAUCUCAUGCGUGAGUGUUGGCAACGCAACGAGUCAGACAGGCCUAACUUUAGGGAGAUCCACUUGUUCUUGCAACGCAAGAACCUCGGUUACUCUCCACAAGCUUAGGAGCUGUUUGGGAUUGAUAGCGACGAAGACGAUGGUGAUUAUAAUGAACACGAUAAUCUAAAUAAACAGCUAAUUCACUGACCGAUGACAAGUAGUUGCAGUGAUGGCCACCCAUCGAUGCGUUCGUGAGAUAGCAACAACAAACCUAAUGAAUAAGACAUACUAACCUGUUAUAUAGAUGAAAAAAAAUCUAUAAUCUAGGGAAGUGACAUUAUGACAAAAGAAAAAAAAAGGGAGCGCCUGAUGGAAUGAUAGUGGGAAACGCACGACGAAACGAUGGAGAUACAGAAAAGAGAAACUUCCGACGACCGAUUUCAAACUACUCGUUUCUCUAUCACAAUCGACAAAAAAAAAAA
Messenger RNA from Varroa destructor (honeybee mite), 3646 nucleotides. RefSeq names its product discoidin domain-containing receptor 2-like. The record is from RefSeq and is a predicted model, not a curated record. Gene Ontology annotation, biological process: positive regulation of neuron projection development; protein phosphorylation; multicellular organism development. Gene Ontology annotation, molecular function: protein tyrosine kinase collagen receptor activity; ATP binding; collagen binding. NCBI's taxonomy places the organism in Eukaryota, Metazoa, Arthropoda, Arachnida, Mesostigmata, Varroidae. Gene Ontology annotation, cellular component: signaling receptor complex; plasma membrane.